AUGACUUUCAAGAAACUGGUAUCGUUUGAAGUCGAGUAUGCACCUCAGUAUCAUUUCACUAAGUACAUCUCAACUCGUACCAAGCUUCAACUAGUUCACUUAAAUAACAAGUCGUCACCUUUAGUACAAGGUUACUUUGCCGUUGGAACAGAAUGUCCAACAGAUUCUGGUGUUCCUCACACCUUAGAGCACUUGAUUUUCAUGGGAUCUGAGAAGUACCCAUACAAAGGGUUGCUCGAUACUGCUGGAAACCUAUGCAUGUCAAAUACAAAUGCUUGGACUGCCACCGAUCAAACCGUUUACACUUUGUCAACCGCAGGCUGGAAAGGUUUCAAGAAACUUCUACCAGUGUAUUUAGAUCACUUGUUCUUUCCAACUUUGACAGAAGAUGCUUGUACCACCGAGGUGUAUCAUAUCGAUCCAGACGAUUUAUCUGAUAAAGGUGUCGUGUUUAGUGAAAUGGCUGGUAUCGAAUCUCAAUCAUGGUUUAUCACAACACUAGAAAAACAAAGACUAUUGUUUCCAGAAGGUAGUGGAUACCGGUCCGAGACUGGUGGUUUAACACCAAAUUUACGUGUGUUGACGAACGAUGAAAUUAGAGAAUUUCAUAAACAAAUGUAUACACCAGAUAAUUGCUGUGUGAUUAUCACUGGUAACAUUCCUUCAGAAGAAUUGAUCGAAUUGAUGGAAAUUUUUGAUAAACAGCUUCCAGAAUUUACUGCGAAUGAGAGAAAGAGACCUUUUAUUGAUACCCCGGCUUCUCAAAUACCGCAAUCAUUAACUGAGAUGAAGGAAAAGACAAUCGAAUUCCCUGAAGCUGACGAGUCUCAAGGCGAAGUGUCCUUUUCAUGGAUCACCCAACCAUACUUGAAGCAUAUUGAAGACCAGGCUGUUAAUAUUUUACUGGAAUAUCUCACUGAAUCUCCACUGGCUCCUUUCAACAUGGAAAUGAUUGAGAUCGAAAACCCAUAUGCUACUGACGCAGAGUAUUGGAGCGAUGAUUUUAUCAGGACAAUUUCAAACAUUUCAUUGAAAGGUGUUCCAACAGAUAGAUUGCAACAAGCUAAGGAAAAGACACUUGAUCUAUUGAAAACCCACCAUGUUUCUUUGGAUAGAAUCAGACUAGUCACUGAAAACAUGAAAUGGGAUUACAUAUUCAAAUUUGAAAAAAUUGGUGACACCAUGGUUGCGCAUAUGGCUAUCACCGAUUUCCUUUACGGUGCCACCGAUGGGGGAGUACUUGAAGAAAGCCUGAAAACAUUGGAAGAUUUCAACAUUCUGUUGUCUUGGUCCCAGGAAAAAUGGCAAGCUUUGCUUGAAGAAAGUUUUGUUACAAAUCAACCAGUGGUUGUUAUUGGGAAACCUAGUUCUAAGCUCAAUGAAAAACUGGAAAAUGAAAAUGACUCCAGGAUGAAAGAAAGAGCGAAGUUAUUUGAUGACGCUAAAAGAAAGGCCCUAAAAGAAAGCCUCUCUCAGGCUCAGCACAACAACAAUGUUCAAAUUCCUGAUGACGUUUUGGGAUCAUUUGAAAUUGAAAACCCGCAAGACUCUGUUUAUUUCACCGAAACUAAGAGUAUUUCAUGUAUUCCUGUUCCAUCCAAUGAUAGUGAUUUCCCUUUGACUGAUAAUAUCAUUAAUUUGAAACCAAAAGCUUUCCCUUUUUUCAUUCAUUUCGAGCACUUUCCAUCUCAAUUUGUUGAAAUACAUGUAGCAUUAAAUGUUGAUUUUGUUAAAGACUGUGAACUACUGCCAUAUUAUCAUGUCGUAACAGAACUAUUUUCCAUGCCAAUGAUAGGGGAGAAUGGUGAAACCAUUUCUUUCGAGGAUGUGGUAGCUCAGUUAAAAACUGAAACUGUUGAAACUGACAUAAGUAUGGGGAUCGGUGGAAAUUUUUCCAACUUAAUUGACUUCAAGAUUCAAUGCAAAGCUACAAAUUACUCGAAAGCGGUGAAUUGGCUCAAAAGAGUUUUAUUUGAUUCUGUAUUUGAUGAAAGCAGGGUUUCAAUUCUUUUAGAGAAGUUUUACAACUCAAUCGUUGAAACUAAAAGGGAAGGUGAUCAAAUGAUGUUUUCUUCUAUGAAUAGACAUUUAUACAAUGAGGGAUCGUUAAAGAAAUCUGCCGAUGAAUUGUACGUUGAACCAAUCAUUGAAUCAGUGUUGACAGAUAUUGAGGAUGGCCACUAUAUCCAGAAAAUUUUACCAAAACUUGAGUCAUUGAGAACUCAAUUAACCGAACAACUUCACAAGGCCCAUAUCUUAGUAUUUGGCGAUAUUGAUAGGUUGGGAGAUAUUUAUGAACCUUGGAGCCGUUACUUCGCUCCAAAGGCUAAAAAUAUACCCACCGUCACUGUUACUGUUCCACUGACACCAUUGCUGACCUCCAGUUUAUCUGAAGUUGGAAAAAAUCCAAUAAAAAAGGCAUUCAUAGUUUCAACUCCAGCUUCCGAAUCUUCAUAUAUGCUUGCCCUCACUGCCCUUCCUGGUGAUUUACAUUAUCUCCACCCAGAUUUUCCAGCAAUUUAUCUGGCAGCUGUAUAUCUGGAAUGUGUUGAAGGACCUUUCUGGAAGGGAAUUCGUGGUGCAGGGUUAGCAUACGGAGCUUACUUAACAAAAAUGUUCGAGUCUAAUAUGGUGGGUUUUAACGUCUACCGUGCUUCGGAUGCAGUUGCGUGUUAUGAAGCAGGUAAGCAAAUAGUCACUGAUUACGCUGGAGGAGAAAAGAUAUUCGAACCUAUUUUAAUCAAAGCAGCAAUCAGCAGCAUCAUAAACACGAUUGCAAGUAAUGAAUCCAACUAUUUCAAUGUCGCCAUAAACAAAUAUUUGAAUACAUUCUGCAAAAAGAGAGGGCCCGAUUUUAACACCGAAAUCUUGAAGAAACUAGAGAAAGUAACGGCAGAUGAUUUGAAAAACGCUAUGACAGAUGUGUAUAUUAAGAUUUUUGAUCCUGCUCGAGGUUCUAUAUUUGUAGCAUGUCACCCAAGCAAAGUGGAGAGUAUCCACAAAUAUUUCGAAUCUUUGUCGUAUGAUAUCACUGUUGAAGAGAUUUUCGAUGAUGAAGAUGACAGUGAGAACGGCAGUGGAGAUAAUAGUGGUGAUUACAGUGGUGAUAACUGA
Messenger RNA from Kluyveromyces lactis, 3114 nucleotides. It is a transcript of the gene SDD3, whose product is annotated as Sdd3p. Gene Ontology annotation, molecular function: metal ion binding. NCBI's taxonomy places the organism in Eukaryota, Fungi, Ascomycota, Saccharomycetes, Saccharomycetales, Saccharomycetaceae. The transcript has a single exon. The coding region runs from base 1 to 3114 and encodes 1037 amino acids. The record is from RefSeq and is a predicted model, not a curated record.